AUGAUAAAGGUCCUCGUCCUGCAAUUGAAUUCUCGUGAUGGAGCUAUGGUGCCUUUGGUAGAAGCCUUCCUGAGCUUUAUGAAUCCUCAGACAUUAGCAGAAGUCAGGCGGCUGAAUUGUGAUGGGGAUAUUGAUCAGCUACGAGAAUGUUUUGGGACAAGGAUGAUGUUUGGAACAGCGGGGAUGCGAUCAACCAUGGGACCAGGAUUUUCCCGCAUGAAUGAUCUUACAAUUAUUCAGACAACACAGGGUUUGUGUAGGUGCCUGGAAAAAUCGUUUCCAGAUAUAAAAGACCGAGGUGUGGUGAUUGGGUUUGAUGCACGUGCUCACCCUCCCAGUGGAAGCAGCAGCAAAAGAUUUGCUCGAUUUGCAGCCACUGUCCUGGCUAGCCAAGGAAUUCCUGUAUAUCUGUUCUCUCGGAUUACACCAACCCCACUUGUGCCAUUUACAGUAUCCCAACUGAAGCUGUGUGCAGGAAUCAUGGUAACAGCAUCUCACAAUCCCAAACAAGACAAUGGUUACAAGGUUUACUGGUCUAAUGGAGCUCAGAUUAUUUCACCUCAUGAUAAAGAAAUUGCAAAAGCCAUUGAAGAAAAUUUGCAGCCAUGGUCAGAGUCAUGGAAUGACAAGUUUGUUGACAGCAGUUCCCUCAUUAAAGAUCCUUAUGAAGAUAUGAAAAGUAAAUAUCUUGAAUGCCUGCAGAAGCAUUGCUUUCACAGGGAUAUAAACAAGGAAACUAAACUUAAAUUUGUACACACAUCUGUACAUGGAGUCGGACAUGAAUUUGUACAAGCCGCUCUUGCGUCAUUCAACUUCACCAAUCUCCUUGCAGUUCCAGAGCAGAAAGAUCCUGAUCCAGAGUUUCCAACUGUCAAAUACCCAAAUCCAGAAGAAGGAAAAGAUGUACUG
Molecule: messenger RNA, 909 nt
Organism: Rhincodon typus (whale shark)
Lineage: Eukaryota; Metazoa; Chordata; Chondrichthyes; Orectolobiformes; Rhincodontidae
Product: phosphopentomutase-like
Exons: 7
Biological process (GO): carbohydrate metabolic process; purine ribonucleoside salvage
Molecular function (GO): phosphopentomutase activity; magnesium ion binding
Source: RefSeq, a predicted model, not a curated record